AUGGCAACUAUGUCGUUGGGAAAGCUCCUAAGAGUAAGCACUUUGCUUCUGGGCCCAGCAUCAGUGCUGGCGCUCUCCUGUGCAAACCUCACAGCCCUCCAGGGCGUGGCAGAUGUCGAGUCAUGGAUCAUCACGUCCGCCGAGACCGAUAUUAAGACCAGUGACUAUCUGUCCUACUGCAAUGUGUCCGCAGUCAUAGGUGGCCGCAUUCGAGCCUGGAUGUUGCUUCCAGAGGCGGAAGAAUGGAACGGCCGCUUUGUCCAGAUCGGCUGUGGCGGCGCCUGCGGCUACAACCCGUUCGACUCGACGUACUUUGACAUUGAUGGCGCUUUGAGCAAUGGCAGCGCAUUAUCGACAACAGACAUGGGUGUCCCGGAUUCUUCGAACAACUAUGCGCCAAUGCAUAACAAUUUGCAAAUGCGCAUCGAUUGGGGAUUUCUGGCGACUCACCUGACGGCCGUGAUGUCAAAGGAAGUCAUCAAGGCUUACUACGGAAAAGAGCCAUCGUACUCAUAUCACCUGGGCAGCUCAACGGGCGGCAGACAAUCCCUCGUGGAGGCACAGCGCUUCCCCGAAGACUUCCAUGGAGUCUUCGCCAUUGCACCUGCGUACAAUGAAACGGGGGUCACCACCUUUUCCAUUUCCUGGACGGCACGCGCAGCGCUUCUCGACGAGACAAAUUUCACGGCAGCAAUUACAGAAGCGGAGGCGGAGCUUCUUCACGCCACCGCCAUCGCAGACUGUGAUGGCUUGGACGGCAUAGUAGAUGGGAUCAUCUCUCUCCCCAGACUGUGCCACCCGGAUUUUGAUCGACUUCUCUGCAGCUCUCACUUGAGCAGCAACUCGAGCAGCAAUUCCAGCUGCAUCAGUCAGACGGGCUUGGAGGCUGCAAAGAAAAUAUACUCCGGCCCCAUCUCUUCUCUGACGGGUGAAAAGCAAGUCCCAGAGGGCCUGCUUCCGGGAUCCGAAGAUUCUUGGGUGGGCACUUACAUUGCUACCACUUCCGGAGAGCCUUCUGCGUGGUAUUCCUUCUCCAUGUCGUUUCUCUCUUAUUUUGCCUUCUGGCCAGACCCGAUUGAUCCGGUCACCCCAUUUAGUGUCGAUCUAUCAAACCCGUCUCUGCUGCGGCAGACGUCCAAGACUGAGAGCCUGGAAUUCGGCGGUGUCGCAGACAUGACCAAGUUUAAGCUUCUUGGAGGUAAGAUUAUCAUGACCGGCGGACUGCAGGAUGUGGCCGUCGCCCCUGGCUUCCCCCUUGAUCUAUGGAAUCGGGUAGGGUCUGUUAUGGGAGAGGGCGAUGAUGGAAGAGACGGGUUCAUGAAGUUCUUUGAGCUGCCAGGUGUGAAUCACGUUUCUGGGGGUCCUGGAGCAGACACGUAUGAUGCUCUUGGCUAUCUUGUGGACUGGGUGGAGAACGGGGUCAGCCCGGAUAUGAUGAUUGCGUCCCAUCUCGACGACGACGGAACGGUCGAGUUUACCAGGCCACUGUACGUUUACCCAAUGGUAGCCGGUUACAACGGCACGGGCAACAGCUCAUAUUGGGAAAGUUUUGUUCCUAUCAAUGGCUGCGUAGCUUUCUGGGACCUUUAG
Molecule: messenger RNA, 1590 nt
Organism: Grosmannia clavigera kw1407
Lineage: Eukaryota; Fungi; Ascomycota; Sordariomycetes; Ophiostomatales; Ophiostomataceae
Product: feruloyl esterase
Exons: 2
Coding region: 1-1590 (529 amino acids)
Source: RefSeq, a predicted model, not a curated record